Molecule: messenger RNA, 1465 nt
Organism: Chara braunii
Lineage: Eukaryota; Viridiplantae; Streptophyta; Charophyceae; Charales; Characeae
Source: the annotation of a GenBank genome assembly
CUGGUGUGUGUUAUGACCCGCAGGUACUCCUCACAGACUAUUUGAGAUGUCUGCCCUCAGACGUCAAGAAUAGUUGUUGGACGAGGCCUACAUUGACCAACAUAUCUUUGCUACUUUCAGCAAGAAAGCCUUAGAUAUAGAGGCUAAGUUGUGACCCGUGCAUCAGGGCCAAUCAGAUGGUAGGAAAAAGAGACUUCCCCAAGACUGGAGGAAGAACGGUCAACUCAUGUUUGUCGACCACGAUGGUCAGGCAACUGAGAUUGACGACUUCCCAGACUUAGGGGAUGAGACAGAGCAGGAUGGGGUCAGCGAGACUUCGGAUGGGGGAGUCGUGGCACCUAUCAAGGAGAAGGCUAGGGGGACCGGGAAGCAGAAGGUGCCAUCAGAGAUUGCCAAGCACUUGCGGGGUCCCGUCUUGGCUUCCGCUCGCCCACCACGACCUCCCUCGGCCGGUGCGGGGCGGCAGCAAACAUCCAUGGCCUCUUUUGUCAUGGAUGAGCUCCAGAAAGAGUUUGACCAGGCGAUCGCCUCAUUCUUCUUCGAGAACGCCAUUGCAUUCAACGCUGCAAGAUCAGACUCCUAUAAGAACAUGGAGAGGACCAUGAACGAGGCGGCCAGGUCGCGGAAGAUGUUGAAACUGCCAGGGUACAACUUCUUGAGGACGAAGGCACUGCCCACGGAGUACAAAAUUGUGGAUACUGAUUUGGACACGAUCCGUGAGCCAUGGGAUGUCACAGGCCUCACUUUGAUGACGGACGGUACGACAACGACCAGCAAUAGGCCGGUCAUAAACUUCAUUGCGGCUGGGGAUUCGGGGGCUGUCAUGGUGAAGAGUGUUGAUAUGGAGGGGAAGGACAAGUCGGCUCCGGCUUUUGCGAGGAUGUGGGAGGAGGUCAUCAGGGAGUUGCGGGUGCACAGGGUCAAUGCCAUAUGCACCGACUCGGCACAGGUGAACAUUUCCGCAAGGAAAAUACUAGUUGAACACGACGACCCAGCGAUCAGGAGCAUUCCUUGGGUGCCAUGUGCAUGCCAUGUGUGUAACCUGCUGAUGUCCGACAUCGCUUCAGUGCCAUGGAUUGCAGAGGUGAUUCUGCAGGGCAGGGAGAUCACCACGUUCAUCAAGAGACAUCAGAGAGCAUUGGCGAUGUUCAGGAGGGCCGGGAGGGAGUACAAGACACAACUGGGCAUCACAGACGGUAGGCCGUUGGAGUUGAUCCAGCCAGGAGAAACUAGAUUCGGCACAAACUUCGUUAUGCUGCAGAGACUACGGGAGGUGGAGGCAGUGUUGUUGGCGACAGUAUCCAUCCGCGUUGGGAUGAUUCCCCGUGGGAUCGGACCGCUGCGUCAAGGGCGCGAGCAUGCAAGGAACUCAUACGAGACUCGGUGUCGGUGCGAAUACCCUUACAAGGGUAUCCGCCCUGGUUUUUGCAAGUAACAGAAAAUUGUUUAGUUUAAAAUUUAAGUA